This is a messenger RNA of Phycodurus eques (leafy seadragon), 2161 nucleotides long. Its product is annotated as four and a half LIM domains protein 3-like. Bases 223 to 1062 code for a protein of 279 amino acids. Gene Ontology annotation, biological process: actin cytoskeleton organization. The record is from RefSeq and is a predicted model, not a curated record. Gene Ontology annotation, cellular component: Z disc; stress fiber; nucleus. Lineage: Eukaryota; Metazoa; Chordata; Actinopteri; Syngnathiformes; Syngnathidae. Gene Ontology annotation, molecular function: transcription coregulator activity; actin binding. The transcript has 7 exons.
UCAGUGUGCAAAACCUGCGCCAGUGAGCCCACACGCUGCAUCGUCGUUAUUUGGCAUUUUUGCAACGCGUGGACAAAGUGGAGAAGAUCCCGGCUGAGAGACGAUCUGCACCCUUCUGAUGCGCACAGAAAGGGUUAAGGAUCUUUCUGGAGGUCACUGGUGGUGUAGUGCUUCAUUCGCCUGACAGAAAGUCACAUAUACAAAUGAGGUCAGCUUGACAUCAUGAGCGAUCGGUUCGACUGCAAGAACUGCUGCGAGUCCCUGUAUGGACGCAAGUACAUCCAGGUGGACGACAACCCCCACUGCGUCCCGUGCUAUGACCGCUUGUAUGCCAAUACCUGCCAGGAAUGUAAAGAAAUAAUCACUCACAAUGCUAAAGAGCUCUUCUAUAACAGCAGAUACUACCACGAUCACUGCUUCCGCUGCAUGCGCUGCGACCGCUCUCUGGCCGACGAGCCCUUCACCAGUCAGGAAGACGCUCUAGUGUGCAGCGAGUGUUACAGCAAUGAAUUCUCCUCCAAGUGCGUGGUGUGCGACAAGAAAGUUAUGCCUGGAUCAAAGAUCUUGGAGUAUGACGGCUCCACGUGGCACGAGGACUGUUUUGUGUGCCACGGCUGCGAAAAGCCCAUCGGCGGCGAGGCCUUCAUCCCAGACAAAAACAAUUACUACUGUGUGCCGUGCUAUGAGGGCAGGCUCGCUCCUCGGUGCAGCCACUGCAACAAGCCUCUGACUAAAGGAGGAGUGACCUACAGGGACGAGGUGUGGCACAAAGAGUGCUUCCUCUGCACGGGCUGCAAAACACCUCUGGCUGGCCAACCUUUCACCUCGGAGGGGGAGAAACCUUACUGUGUCAAGUGCUUCAGCAGCCUCUAUGCCAAAAAAUGUGCCGGCUGCAACACGGCCAUCACAGGGUUCGGAGAUGGCAAAUACGUUUCUUUCGAGGAGCGACAGUGGCACCAGCCCUGCUUCAAGUGCUCCCGAUGCUCCGUGUCAUUGGUCGGCUCCGGGUUCUUCCCGGACCGGGACCAGAUUCUGUGUACGGACUGCAACAACGACGACUGACUGAGCCACAAAACUUUCAAAACCUCAGCAGUGCACACGAACACUGCAAAUGCACCAGUUCACUCCAAGCUUAUCCAACUCCUGUAGCCACAAUGGGGUUAUUGUUUUGUAUAAAAUCAGCAAAAAUAAUCCUGUUGGACUAUGAUUUUUUUUUUUUUCUAAUAAUUUGCACACCAUGUUUCAUGGAUAAAAUAUGCAUUAGGUAUAUGUAAACCUUUAAAUUAAAGUGUUUAGUCAUCUUGAAUAACAUCCGGUAGUGUGUUCACAUGAGAAUUUAGUUGUAGUCUUCAAAAAGCGAUUCACUGUAAUAGUACAGUUUUCGAGGUGGAGAAAAAGCUUUAAAAAAAUCUAAAGCAUAGCAUGUCUGUCAUAAUUGUGAUUUUAUUUGGCUUGUUUGUUCUUUGUGUGUGUCACGUGAAGCUGGAAAUAGUCUAAAUAUACCAUACGUUUUUGUAAAAAUGUCAGACUAACUUCUCAUGAGAGCAUAUUGCUGCUCGACAGACCAAAUUCGUUGUAUUGCAAUGUUUUCAUGCCUCAUUGACAAAUGUAUUUGGCAGCUUUGGAAUACAAUAAUAGUAUCUUAGAAGAUUUGCAUGUUCAUAUUUUAAAGAGAGUAGAUUAGCUAUAGAAGCCACGCAGAGGGACACCUUCCUCUUAUUUGCAGCAAUAUAACUUUUUAGGAUUUACUAGUCACAUUUGUUUGUAAAAAGCCACAAAUAACUACCCAUCUUUUUAUUAAAAUAAUGUAUUAGAAAAGCUGUUGGCUUCAAUUGUUUAUUGAAAGUGUCAUUCUAAAGAAGUUCAUGUAUUGAACUAUAUAGUUUAACCUCCAUAUUUGUCAUACAGUUGACUGAGCUCCUCCCACUUUGCGUCCCUAAAAUAGCGCUCCCAUGCCAACUGACUCUUACAAUUACCUCAGUGAAGCGUAUAAACAUUUACAGUUCAGCACCCCUGUUCCAAUCGUGCUUUUAUAAUCAUGAUGUCAUGAUGUCAAUGUACCAUGAUCAUGUGUAAAAUCCACCGGUUCAUCUUGAAAAGAUUAUUUGCAAAGAGUAAAAGCCAUCCAAAUGAUUAAAAAAAAAAAAAAAAAGGUUUCAAG